Oikopleura dioica is the source of this 972-nucleotide messenger RNA. The record is from the annotation of a GenBank genome assembly. Lineage: Eukaryota; Metazoa; Chordata; Appendicularia; Copelata; Oikopleuridae.
AUGGGGAAAAAGACCCUCUUUGAGCGAUGCGGAUUUCUCUACGGAGGAAAGAACUUCUUCUGGAAGGUCAUUUACUCAGUUUUGUACAUGGUCGGCAUCUACUACACCGUUGAGAAAAUUGGCCAGAACAUCAGUCGAUACCUCAAAUAUCCGUCGAUUAUUAGCCAGAGAGAAGACGUCCAGGUCUUUACUUUUCCUAAAAUCACCCUCUGUCCGUACCAGUCCCACUCUUGGCGAAAAGUAAAGGCCCUCUAUCCGAUGGUAAAUCGAACGGUGUUGAAGGCGUUUUAUGGUUACCACGAAAAAUCGCAGGACAAUUUUCAAAAACACAGAUCGAAAGGAGCGCUCAAUUUUGCCAAAGAAGCUUGGAAGGAAUUCGAGUCUAUUAAUGUCAAGGAUUUCUUCACUGACACGGCAACAACGCUGAAUAUCCAUCACUGCAUGUUUGACAUGUACGAUUGUUCUCGCCUAGUCGGCCAGUUCCCCAAAUCAGUGAAAAAUGAUAAUUUGGUCGAAAUAGACCUGGAUAUGCCCGAGCACAGUCUUGGAUUAGUUAUUAGCGUUGAUAAGAAUGACUACUCGUUUGGUUGGUACGGGAAUAUGCGAGGCAUUCAUAUGUACUACGCUUCAAACAUGAACCAGGAGUACAUGACUGCAAUCGUAAAAACGACGAAGCGGCGGGUGACUGUACUCGAAGAGAAACCGCGAUACUCGUUCAACGAGCUAAUGGCUGACGUCGGCGGUGCUUCGGGACUCAUCCUCGGCCUCUCCGUUGUCAAAAUUGUGGAAAUCGUUUUCAAGCUUACUUCCAGAUGGAAUUUCACAAAGACAGUAAAGCGAAAACUGGCAGUUAUGCGCCACAAGAGGCAGAAAAGAAGCAGCAAAGACUUUUACAUCCAUAAUGGAAGCGGGUCUCCCCAUGCAUCCGUUGGAACAUCAACAGGAACUCGCUCUUUUGAUAUUUACUGUUAA